AUGGCCAGCGCGGUGCGGGCCCUGUUCGGCUGCUGCUUGGGCCGCGGCCGCAAAGCGCCUGUGCCGUCCGCGGGCGAGACCACCGAAGAGACGCCGCUCCUCGGCGAGAAUUCCGGUGCGCCGCAGUCGGAGCUGGACCCGAUCCUCUUUCCGGCGCAGCAGAUUGAUGCGAUCCUGCGUGGGCUGAACAGUGAUAUGUUGCCUGUCGAUGCGAAUGCCAAGACGGCACCCGCGCUGACUGCGCCGAGCGAGAGCGAGACGCAGCCCCAGCUCGUCACCGUCCAGGACCAUGCGCUGGACUCUGCGCCGGGCACGACGCGGCGGCACGCGUUCGACGCGGCGGAGCCUGCGUCGCACCGCGCGCCGUUCGUCUUGCUGUCGCGCUUCGAGGAUGGCGAGGCGGUCGCCGAGGCGACGCGCACGGCUGUGGAGCAGAGACAAGGGCCCAUGUCGGUGGUAUGGAACGAGCGCGCGCCGGCGCUCGAGUAG
Molecule: messenger RNA, 489 nt
Organism: Malassezia japonica
Lineage: Eukaryota; Fungi; Basidiomycota; Malasseziomycetes; Malasseziales; Malasseziaceae
Exons: 3
Coding region: 1-489 (162 amino acids)
Source: RefSeq, a predicted model, not a curated record